GUCUAUUGUUUAACGAAUGUUCCUACUCAAUACAAUAUUUGAUAUUUUCCAUAUUAUCAUUUCUCUCUUGCAGACAGUUCCUUACAUUCCGGAAGAAAUAUUACAUUUAGGUAUCGAUCGAUCGAUCGGCCUGACAAGGACCUAAUAGAGCAAGAUCAAAUGCCAACAUCAACUUAGGUAUAUAUCUAAAUUCGGUCACCGUAUCCUAGCUGGCUAUUUUAUACAAAAGGGGAUAUAUCCAGCGAUAUGUCAAGAAAUCCUUUUAACUAUAUUAGAUAAGUACCACAACCCAAGCUGAGCGGCCGGAGGGUUUAUGUUGCGAGUAUAUAUAAGCGACUUAAACGCUCGUUGGAAGAUUCUAAACUAUUGGUAAUAAUCCUACGUCUUGAUUAUUCCGGGAGCGCCCUUUAAGACUCUAUGCGGAUAUUAUGACUACAACAGAAGUAUCGACAUGACGUGAGCGACGAGGACAUCCUGAAAGCUAGCUGAGACAUGGGUCUAGAAAACGGAAAGGUAAGUUGUCAUUAGACCUAAGAUCAUAAUGGACAAUUAUAUAUAACCAUUCAUCUUCUCUUAUCUUAAUUCAAAUACUUCGUUCUUCCUCAACAGCUUCUACGAUUAUUAGGGAAUUGGCCCUGAAGGAUUUGAAAUUACCAUCCUUAUUACCCCUUUUUGAUUGAAGUGUACGAUCUUAUAGUCCUAUAUCCCAGUCCCGAUUUCCACAAUGCGAGGGCCUUUUGGUACCUACACCCUCGGGGCGUUCUUUGGAGGACUGCUUUUUAUGGGGGCCAAGGCGCAAAUGAAGGUUAGCAGCUUUGAUGGACCCGUCACUAAGGAAGAACUGAAGUCAUUCAACGACUAUGUUGCUACCCUGAAGCCUGCUACCGACAACAAGGGGAAUCAAUGGGUGCAGGGCCACAGCGGAGAGCAGACAAAGGCAAUGGGUCUUAUAUAUCAGAUGGCCGGACAACAAGAAACGCUAGACCAUAUGCUUCGUUUCUGCGAUGCGGUUUUGUCGGAGAGAAAUGACCUAGCAAAAGCCCCAGUUGGCCAGCACAAGAUUUGGACGGGCGGAAUCGAUCCUGUCUGGCCGAACGAUGUUACCAAGAAACCAAUCCAAACUGGCGGAGGAGAAGGCGACCCUGUCGGACAUCUAGCCAGCUGUGCUUACCUCAUAUUAAAUACGGGCAAGCUUCAUAACCAGAAGGUAACCAUCGGCGAUCCUCAUAAGUAUGGCGUUACCUAUAUGGAUCGAGCCAAGACCUAUCUCAAACAGGCGGAUUUCUCGAUGAGCAACCAUAUCUUAAAACGUUUACUAGAUCUUUCGAACGGAAACAAAAUGUACUUUGCCAAGGACUCGCCUUACAUGGGUGGGAAACCAGUCCCGUGGAAUCAACAGAUGAUGUUCAACUAUGCGUUCAUGAAUCUCUGCAGCGCACAUAGGAUCCUCAACGACAACCCCGAAUUGCUCGGGAAGUAUAAGUCGAUCCUUACUGCUAGCAUUGAUUGGUUUUUCCACGGAGGUGGUGUGCAGACAAAGAAGAGCAAGAAAGGCAGCACCGUCUAUGACUGGGGCUAUACCAUGCCGAGAACGACUGGUGAGGACUCGAAUCAUGGCGCGCUUGAUGUUGCCGGGUUUUACCGUACUUAUAUCGACGGUAACUAUGGCAUCACGGCUGACCAGAUGAAGCCGUUCGCCAACAUGUUUGUUGAUGUCAUGACUCUAGGAAAGGAGAAAUAUGCCGGGACUGUAGACGGCAAAACCGACGGCGACGGCCAUGCCAAACCCACUAAAAAUAUUCGUAGUGGUUAUCUCUUUCUGGCCGAAUUCCGGCCUGAUGCUUAUAAGAGCAUGAUGUCGGCCGAUUUAUCGGUCGGUGGUAAAGGAACUGGAAGCGCUGAUGGAUUUUCCCGUUUUCUGUGGGUGAAGAAUCAGCGUAUGAAGGCGAAGUAAACACGAUGGCAAAAUCGUUUAUAGCUAAUACUUAUAUUCUACAUAUUAGCGAGUGACACUCAGUUGGAAGCAAGUUGGGUAUUACAGUCCUCUCUAUAUUAGAAGAGGUCUACAUUAGAAGAGGAAGAAACAUGUAUUUCGGUCGAUUCUAAUCCACAAUCCAGGUUAUUCCAUAGCAUUGUGAAUACUAGACUAUGAAGUUAGUACUGCACUUAUAUAUGUAGGUUAUAUCUAAUGAGAUCAAG
This is a messenger RNA of Daldinia decipiens, 2199 nucleotides long. RefSeq lists its product as uncharacterized. NCBI's taxonomy places the organism in Eukaryota, Fungi, Ascomycota, Sordariomycetes, Xylariales, Hypoxylaceae. The record is from RefSeq and is a predicted model, not a curated record. The transcript has a single exon. The coding region runs from base 725 to 1954 and encodes 409 amino acids.